AUGCCUUAUAUAAUAGUGAAGCUAUCCAAGAUUGAGACAGCAUUUGAAUCAAGAUUAAAAACGUAUUCGAUUAAAAAUAUAUCUAAUCAUAUCAUACCAAGAGAAUUUUUAGAAGAUGUGAAAGAGAUAGUAAUUAGAAAGAUAGAAGAGAUACUGAAAGAAAACGACUUGACAGUAAAUUUCAAAUUUUUCUUUUCAUCUAGUAGAUCAUCUUACAUUGAAUUAGCAAAACAAAUCAAAGAAAAGAAAGCUGUAUUGAAUAUUAAGAAUGAAGAUGAAAAAUGUUUUGCUUAUUGCAUCGCAGCAUAUUCAAAUCCAGUAGGUAGUAACAAUCAUAAUCCUGGUCGAGUUAGUAAUUACAACAUUGAUGAAAUUAAAGAAAAUCUAAAAGGAAUCAAAUCACCUGUUGCUUUACAAGAUAUAGUUGUAUACAGAGGACCUGAUGCAGUAAAAAAAGUUUAUAGAGAUGUUGAAGAAAGAAGAUUUAUGGUAAGUAGUAUUGAUAAACUCUCCUGUAAUUUGAAAAAAGAACAGUUCAGAGAAACAGCUAAGUUUUUUCCUAAUCACCUAUUAGAUUUAGUUAUAAGAAAAGGUGUUUAUCUUUAUGACUAUAUGGAUUUGUGGAAGAAAGGUGAAAUGGAUAAACUUCCUCCAAAACAAGAGUUCUAUAGUAUAAUAAAUGAAUGUGGUAUAACAGAUAAAGAUUAUGAACAUGCACAAAACGUAUGGAAAACAUUUAAGAUUAGAAAUAUGGGUAAAUAUUCUGAUUUAAACGUUUGCAUAAAAACAUAUAAACUGGAUCCAGCAUGGUAUUACACAGCACCUGGAUUAUCGUGGGAAGCUAUGUUAAAAACAACAAAAGUUAAAUUAGUAUUAUUAAUUGAUUAUGAUAUGAUUUUGAUGAUAGAAAAAGGAAUCAGAGGUGGAAUCUCCCAAUGUUCAGAAGAUAUGGAAAGAUGGAUUAAUGAAUAUAAAGAUGUAACACAGAUACCUGAUGACUCAGAGAUUAGAUAUAUAUUAGAAGCUGAUCUAGAAUAUUCCAAAGAAUUACAUGAUUAUCAUUCUGAUCUACCUUUAGCUCCAGAGAAUAGAAUACCAGAUGGAUCAAAACAAUCUAUGCUGUUAACCACUUUAUAUGAUAAAGAGAAAUAUGUGACUCAUUAUAGAAAUCUAAAACAAUAUUUGAUUAUGAGGAUAAAACUCAAAAAGAUACAUAUAAUUUUAAAAUUUAAAUAAUCAGAUUGGUUGAAGAAAUAUAUAGAUCUGAAUACUGAAAUGAGAACCAAAGCAACUAAUGAUUUCGAAAAGGACUUUUUUAAACUAAUGAACAACUCUGUGUUUGGAAAGACAAUGGGAAACAUAAAGAAGAGAGUUGAUAUCAGGUUAUGUUGUAAAGCAGAACAAGUAGAAAAAUUAAUCGCUAAACCAAACUUUAAACAUCGAACAGUAUUUGCUGAAAACUUAUAUGCUAUUCACAUGAAUAAGACAAAAAUAUCUUUUGGUAAACCCAUCUUUGUGGAGAUGAGCAUAUUAGAUCUUUCGAAGCAUUUGAUGUAUGAUUUUCAUUAUAAUGUGAUGAAACCAAAAUAUGAAGAUAACAUAAAACUGUUAUGUCAGGAUACGGACAGUUAUAUAUAUAAUAUAAAAACAGAUGAUGUUUAUCAAGACAUGAAGAAAAUGAUUGAUUGCUUAGAUACAUCCGAUUAUCCAGAGAAUAAUCAGUAUGGUAUACCGAGAGUUAAUAAGAAGGUGUUAGGUAAAAUGAAGGAAGAAAAUAAUGGAAAAAUAAAAAAAGAAUUUGUUGCAAAGAAAUCAAAAGGAGUAAAGAAAUGUGUUGUUAAAAAUAGGAUAUCAUUUGAUUAUUAUAAAGACUGUUUGCUUAAUAAAACAGAGCAUUUUCGAACAAUGAAUCUAAUUAGAAGCAAGAAACAUGAACUUUAUUCAAUAAAAGAAAACAAGAAGACUUUAUCACCACAUGAUGAUAAGAGAUAUAUAUUGGAGGAUGGAAUUAACACAUUAGCAUUAGGACAUUUUGAAAAAAAUGGUAAACAAGAAAGGUCAUAA
This is a messenger RNA of Centruroides sculpturatus (bark scorpion), 2064 nucleotides long. RefSeq lists its product as uncharacterized. The record is from RefSeq and is a predicted model, not a curated record. The transcript is spliced from 8 exons. Lineage: Eukaryota; Metazoa; Arthropoda; Arachnida; Scorpiones; Buthidae.